AUGGCAGGUCUAGUUGUGGCCUCUGCUUGGAGGCAGCAGCGGAGGAAAAGGGUUUUCCAGUCUGUUUUCAGCGGGGAGGUUACCAGUACCACUGCGGUAGCGGGAGUUCAGUAUCCAGAUCCGGGACAGGGGUUGGGGGGUUCGAAAUUAGGGAGUGGUGCUGGUCAUAGUGUUGACCCCUAUCUUGCUCCUUCGUCGUCGGCCACGCUGGGGCAUAGCACACCUGAACCACAGCCACCACAUCCAUAUGCGCCAGGUAAUGAGUAUGCGCCAGGUAAUGAGCACCAGAGGGCGUAUGAUCAGGCGUGGGAGGUUGUAACUUCACGGGUGGCUCUCCCUGCGAGUGCUGCCGGUCCAGCUCCGGGAGCGGGGGAAUCAAGUCCCGGCUUAUCACUGGAGAGUUUGACUGCUGCCCGAGAGCAACCUCAAUCACGGCGUCGGAGGAACCAGAAGGUAGACGAGGAACGGGAGCAGUUUCUGCAGUGUUUGUCCCUGUUAGAGAAUGCAGAGGCUGUGCUACCGGAAGCGAGGGAGAGGAGGGACGUGAUAGGGUGGUAUGUAAGCCAGGUGAGGGCGCACUUCGCCAUGUGGGUGGUGCCCCUUUUGGCGGGGGGGUCGGACACCGCUGCUGCUGCUGCUGCUGCUGGGACUUUGGCAGCUCAGGGGGUUACCCACCGGAGGCAUCAGAGGAAUAAGCAUUCGGUUGAUUCUACUGCUGCCGGACGUGGCCGGGAGUGGAGUGGAGGGAGCCAGUAUGAUAGGCAUAUGGCCGUGGUGAUGAGCACGAUUGAGACGCUGGAGGGGGCGUUGGGCAUGUAUUUUGAGGGGUUGAAUUCGUUGUUGGAGGGGUUGAGACGGGCUUCCGGGGAGCAGGACAAUAGCUCGUUUGGGAUGAAGUUCAAGAGGGAUAUCCAUGCGCUGAUUGCGAAUUCUGCCUCGCAAGGCGGGGUGAUGGGGAGUGUGAAAGUUGUUCUGACGAAGCUGGCCGGGGUGAUAUUGGGUGUGGAGGGGUUGAUGGUUAGGUUGGGUAGUAAGAAGGGGCCUUGGGGGGCGCCACCGGCUAUUCCCCAGGAGAACGAUUUCGAUGUUUUGGCGGCGAAGAGAAAGUUGGGGGGGUUGGUGAAGCAACUGCAUAAUGUUGGGUUGACGGGCGAGAGGUUUGAAGUGCUGUUUGCGGAGGUUAUGAACGAUAUGAUGUCGAGAUUUGUCAAGGGAGCUUAUGCGGGAGUUUGGGCAGCGAGCGAUCCUGAGGAGGGGAAUGUGGUUGGGGGUGCUGGGACGGCUGCGGCCAGCAGUGUUUUUACGACUUCGAGGGGGUCUGGAGGGGAUGCGACAGUGCCAGCUGCCACCUCUUCUUGUAUCAAGUCGCUCAAGGACUGGGUCGAGAACCGGUAUGCACAGUUGAAUGUCCAGGUUCUGUCGUGGAUCAACGCGACGCCGAUGUCACUGGCCGAUCUCAAGGCAUGCCAGUCACUGGCUUUGGGCCGGUUGGCUGCGUUGCGUAUUCAGGAGCUGUUCGACAUUGUUCUUGCCUGGCCGGAUGCUAAGGGUGCGCUGGAGGAUUUGAAGGCUACUAUCACGACUACUACUCGGAGACAGUUGCUCACGGAAAACUUCUCGAAGGCGCUGGAACAAAGAUUGUUACAUCCUGGGUGCAGCACACUAGAGAUUUUGCAGACGUACAUCCACAUCAUCAAGACAUUCCACGCACUUGAUCACAGCAAGGUGUUGUUGGGGAAUAUCGAGCCAGGACUGCAGCUGUAUCUCGUCCAGCGUGAAGACUCCGUGCGGGUAGUAGUGGCCGGCCUGCUGGCCAGCAAAGAGGAGAUUGAAGCUGCAGCAAAGGUUCAGCAGAUUGACGAGGACGAGAGAUUGCAGCGAGGGGCGUCCGGUCCUACAGCUGCUGCUGCCGACCUCGGCCGAAGAGAGAUCAAAGCGCAGGCAUAUUCGACGCCAGGUGUUGCUGGUUCAUCAACGGCUACGACAUGCAAAACACCCACCACACGCAGCAGGCAAGGGAGGGAUAGCAACCCAUCGACCCCUGCUCCAGCACCAGCUCAUAGGCAGGGACCAGUUCUGGCCCGCGCGAAGAAGGUCAACAAACUGGUCGAGCUCGCCAAGCUCCUCAACGAAUCCGCCUCUGUCCGUCGCGCUGGUGCCACGGAUGAUGACCAAGAACUGGACUGGAACGACCUCAACUGGGUUCCUGACCCUGUUGACGCUGGCGCCAACUACAAGCGUCCCAAGUCCGAGGAUGUGAUCGGCACCUUGAUCUCGGCCCUGGGAGCAGAGGAUGUUUUCAUCAACGAGUUCACCGCUGUCAUCGCCGAGCGUCUGUUAGGAGACCCCAAAUCUUUCGAACAAGAAAUGCGGGUGCUCAACCUCCUCAAACGACGCUUCGGAGAAGCCGCCCUCCAAAAGUGCGACGUUAUGAUCAGAGAUAUCCAAGAAUCAAGAAAGCUGAAUUCCAAAAUCCGAAGAAAUAACGCCGGUGGCCCACAACCAUCCAAUAUCCCAGGGCAACCCCCAGUGCUGGCUACACCGGAUAACAAGGGCAAGUCAGUCGCCACUCCCCAGUCUUCUGAGAAGAGCAAAGAACAGAAGGACACAGGAUACCACGCUCGCAUCCUCUCCCGCAUGUAUUGGCCCGCUUUUGAAAAGGAGCACUUCCUCCUCCCGGCUCCGAUUCUCGACUUGCAAAAGCAAUACGAAAAGGGGUAUGAGGAUCUGAAAUCGGACAGAAAACUCACCUGGCUCAACCAGCUGGGUCAGGCGAGGGUGGAGCUGGAGUUGGAGGAUAGAACGGUGACGGUGGACUGCGAUACCGUUCAGGCGACGGUUAUCUAUGCGUUUCAGUCGUCACCGGAUUCCUCGACGACGCCGGUCAAGAAAGCGGUAGAUGAUUUGUAUCUUGAGCUUCAGCUCGAUGGGGAUCUCAUUGCGGCGGCGUGUGACUUCUGGGCGAGGAAGAGGGUGCUCAGGAAGGUUAGCACGGCGGAUGGGGGCGUGUUUGUCGUUUUGGAGAGGCUGUCUGAUGAGAAUGUGCCUGUGGGUGAGGAUGCUCAACAGGGCCAGGCGGUAGAGGAGAAGGGCAGGGAGAAGGAGGCGGCGACGGCAGGGCCAAAGGAGGGAGGGGCGAAGAAGCUGAGUGAUAAGGAGAAGGAGAAGAGGGAGGUGUAUUGGAAGUACAUUCAGGGGAUGCUCACAAAUUCGAGCGUGACAAUGCCGAUCAAUCAGAUUGCCAUGAUGAUGGGGGUGUUAGUUAUAGGGGGGUUUUCGUGGAGUCACGAAGAGCUGCAGUCGUUUUUGGGCGAGAAGGUGGAGGAAGGGGCGGUGGAGGUUGUGAGCGGGGGGAAGUAUAAGUUGGUCAGGAAGCGAGAGAAUGUAUAG
Molecule: messenger RNA, 3390 nt
Organism: Podospora bellae-mahoneyi
Lineage: Eukaryota; Fungi; Ascomycota; Sordariomycetes; Sordariales; Podosporaceae
Exons: 1
Coding region: 1-3390 (1129 amino acids)
Biological process (GO): ubiquitin-dependent protein catabolic process; metaphase/anaphase transition of mitotic cell cycle; protein K11-linked ubiquitination
Cellular component (GO): anaphase-promoting complex
Molecular function (GO): ubiquitin protein ligase binding
Source: RefSeq, a predicted model, not a curated record